CGUCACGUGUCCUCAUCGACGUCACCCGCUGUUAGAGCAGAGAGAUUUUAAAGAUGGCGACGACAGGUUCACUGCAGCUCCGCCGCAUCUCUGCGUGUUUGGCCGUUUUUCUCGGUUUAUUAAACAUAUUAAAGACGGGGAGUUGCGAUGAACAGGUGCCGCUUAUUCUGUGGACAAGCGAAGGGAUCUCCCUGCCGAGUCAGUCCCCUCCUACAGCGGGACACAUCGUUGGGCAGCAGCAGCUGACCUCGUACCUGGAGAAAGCUCUCAAUGUGGGCCCAAGAAAUGUAGUGCUCUUCCUUCAGGACAAGAUGAGCAUAGAAGACUUCACCAUGUAUGGAGGGGCUUUUGGAAACAAGCAGGACACUGCUUUCCCCAACCUGGAGGGCGCUCUGAUGUCCUCGUCCUCCCCUCUGGUGUUACCUGCGGUUUCCUGGCCUGCCUCCAACGCAGUGAUUGGCCAACUGCAGGACCAAUUAGAUACCUCCCCUCUGUACAUGGACCCUGAGACACUGAGUCAGCUGAAGCUCAACGGCUCUUCACCCGCCCUGCUGGUGUUCAGGCUGCCAUACGGCAUCGGGUCUGAUCUGAUGUCUGCGAAGGAGAUUCUCAGUGGAAACGAUGAGGUGAUUGGUCAGGUGUUGAGCACCAUGAAGACCCAGUCUGUCCCAUACACGGCCAUCUACACAGCCCUGCAGCCCUCCAGGGAGGCGGCGUCUCUCUCAAUGGAGGCAGGCCUGGGUGGAGGACGCUCUCUCCUGCAGGCCAGAGGUGGAUAUCGGGAGAGGGAGAUGGAACGGGAGAGGCAGCGCAGGAUCAAGGAGAAGGCUGGGAUCUACGCUCCAGUGGAGUUUAAGGAGGGGGAAGACACCUGUAUCCUCCUCUGGGCAAAAGGCCUCACAGUGAGCAUCCUGCGGAACAGUGUCUGGGAGGUCCAUGACCUGACCCCGUCUACCUUUGGGGAGGGCGUCAGCCCGAUACUCCAUGGCUCAAGCUGCGACAAAUCCAAAGCGAGGUUGGUUCUUAAUUAUGAGAAUGUCCUCGGCCACCGCAGCUUCAAACUGAUCUUUGCUAUGAGCCAGCGUCUCUACAAGGUGUCUGCACGCCGCUGGUUCACACUGGACGUCGUGGAGCUGGAGUACGACGGGACCAAAGCCACAUUUAACGGGAGCAGAAACGUUUAUGCCCCCGCUGAGUACUCGUACCGCUGCGAGUCCGUCACCAACUUCCGUUGGCCCCUGCUCACCCCACGCACAUCUAAAGAUCCAGCCAAUCAGUGGAGGGUCUUCUUUGAUGACUUUCAGAUCCAGGGCUUUAACGUGACCGGCAGUAACUUCGCGUAUGCCAGCGACUGUGCAGGCUUCUUCUCUCCUGGUAUCUGGAUGGGUCUGAUGACCAGUCUUCUCAUGGUCCUGGUGCUCACCUACGGCCUCCACAUGAUCAUGCAGCUCCGCACUAUGGACCGUUUUGAUGACCCCAAGGGCCCGGCUAUUUCCGUGCCCCUAACAGAGUAACACACGACUUCACUUUCCAUUUUUCUGGCCCUCCAAUGCUUCUCUUAGUGCAAUGCUUCCACUCCCACUCCCACCCUUUACAUUCCACUCCCUGUUCACCUGUAUUUGGGCAUUAUGCAGAUUAAUUAGUGGUGUUGUCAUAAUAAGGGUUUAGUUAUCACUACAUAGGUGUCGGUUUGUACUUAAAAAUGUGCAUCCUGAGACUGACGAAUCUAGUUUUCAGGUCGCCCCGGUUUGUGCUUCUCAUGUGUUAGCGUAACAUUUGAGUCACAGUGGGAAACAUUCAUUAGCCAGAAAGUGAUUUAACAAUACUAAAGAAACAAUGAAGGUAUUAACAGAAUCCUCAAAGACUCUUCUAACCUAAAAUAUUUGUCUGAUACACAGAGAUUUUUUACUUGUCUCCAAAGUUGUGUUUUCUAUUAAAAACAAAGAUAGUAGCCUGAAAUAUAAACGUAAUUGUUAUUUAAAAAAUAUUGAUUAUAGCCUCUUGAAUCAACAUCAAUGUGAAAGGAAACAGUCACAACUUCAGAAACGAUUUAAAAAUCUGCUAUUGUGCAGCAAACUCAAUGUUUUUGGAACCCAGAUGGUUAGAAGAGUCUUUGAGGCUUCUGGAAAUACAUUUGGAAUAAUGGUAAUACAAGAGAGACACAAACUGCAGCUAGUUUUAUUGUUUUUUUAAAUGAAAGGGAUACAAAUUGUACAUACAGGGACAAAAAUAACUUCAUGAAAAAUGAAUUAUGAAAUGCUAUUUAUUGGUGAAACUAAUUUGUGUGUGUGUUUACAAUUGUGUUUUGUGUCUGUGAAGUGAAAUGAAGGGAUUAUUUUCUGUAUGGAUGAUAGAUAAAUCAUAUCCAUUGCAUACAGUUCAGUGUGCUACAUUUGAAAUUCAGAGCAUUAAUGAUGCAGCAAACAACUAGUAGCUAUGUAAAGAUAUAGACUAGUAAUGUCUACCUGAGCAGAGAAUGAAGUGUCGUAAUCUGAGUUUCUCUGUGCUUCGUUUACAUAGCCGGUCCGACCGCGUGUGCAUGUUAGUGCGUGUUGCCCACCCUCCGGUUCCCUCCCAGGUAAACUUUUAGCUCUGUUAGCACCAUUACCUGCUGGUUGUCACCAUAAUGAGAGCCGUGUGGAGGCACUCCUUCAAUCAUAGAUAUGCUCUGAAUUUGAAAUGUAGCACCUUUAACUCCAAUAUUCUUGAAAAAAGGGACAUUCCAGGCAAUCUCUUGUUUUGUAGGGCAAUGUAAAACAUGAACGGACCACUAAAAUACAGCAUUAAAAGUCAGACAUUUCCAGUUGUUUGUGAAUAAUCUUAAUGGUUGUCUUAUCAAAACAUGAGCUCAUAUUACUAUAUUUAUUAUUCAAGUCAAGUUUUCCAGAACUGAUGUGCACUGAAAUAUGCUCAAUGUGAAAUUAUUAUUUUUGUGAUUUGUAGUGAAAAUCAAUGAUGUAAGGUCCUGAAUGUGGUCCUGUUUCGUCCUGCUGCUGUGACUCCAAUAAAACAUCUGGAAAUUAUCGACAUACUA
Sebastes umbrosus (honeycomb rockfish) is the source of this 3034-nucleotide messenger RNA. It is a transcript of the gene atp6ap1a, whose product is annotated as ATPase H+ transporting accessory protein 1a. Lineage: Eukaryota; Metazoa; Chordata; Actinopteri; Perciformes; Sebastidae. The record is from RefSeq and is a predicted model, not a curated record. The transcript has 11 exons. Gene Ontology annotation, cellular component: proton-transporting V-type ATPase complex. The coding region runs from base 54 to 1514 and encodes 486 amino acids.